Messenger RNA from Oryza sativa Japonica Group (Japanese rice), 1743 nucleotides. RefSeq names its product protein DETOXIFICATION 42. Lineage: Eukaryota; Viridiplantae; Streptophyta; Magnoliopsida; Poales; Poaceae. The record is from RefSeq and is a predicted model, not a curated record.
GUAUAGUACCAGUCAAUUUUUUUUAUUUUUUUAUUUUUUUGCCUUUCCAUCUACAUCUUGCUUUGUAUACAAGCAAACCUGUCGCUUGCGAGCAUUAAUGUCUUUUAACCCCUUCGUUAAGUUUUUGGGGCUGUUAUUUCUUCCCUGCUGCAAAUGGUAACCAAAGAUGGUGACAACCGGUGGUCUGAGUCGGAGCCAGCAAGAACGGAUUACCUACCCUCCUUCCCAUCGUGUUGUCCCUCUCAACCAGAAGAAUUGGACCUUCAUGUCGUGGCUGGAGAUCUGUGUUGCAACCUUUCGAUCUACUAACAGGAAAUACUCCAGCAAGAAGGGCAAAGUAGGGAUCUUAGAACUCCCAUCGUCUUCCCCUAGCUGCCAUAGCCAGCACUUUGUAUCUUUUUUGCUAUCCGUGAUACGGCUUGCCCAAGCUGAACUUGUUGGUUCCUAUUACCAGGGGUGCAGCUGGAACAAAAAGGGAAGGGGUAUCAUUCGCUUGCUUUACUCUAUUUUAGAUCAAGUUUAAGCUAAUAUGAGUACCUGAGUUUGAAGAGUGAUGCUCCGAUGCAAUAUACUUGAAGUAUUCUACUCCGAGCAGAAUUAAUCUGGAUCGUAUAUUUUAAAGGACAGGUAAGUAAUCUCCUAAUAUCCUUACGAGAGUGGUGGCCGUGACGUUCUGCGUGACGCUGGUGGCGCGCCACGGCGCGACGGCCAUGGCGGCGUUCCUGAUCUGCGCCCAGGUCUGGCUCGCCACGUCGCUCCUCGCCGGCCAGGCCUUGCUUGCCAGCGCGUUUGCAAAGAAGGAUCACUACAAGGUGGCGGUGACCACCGCCCGCGUGCUGCAACUUGCCAUCGUCCUCGGCGUCGGGCUGACGGCCUUCCUCGCCACCGGCAUGUGGUUCGGCGCCGGCGUUUUCACCAGCGAUGCCGCCGUCAUCAGCACCAUCCACAAAGGCGUUCCGUUCGUCGUUGGCUCGCAGACGAUAAGCACGCUGGCCUUCGUCUUCGACGGCAAAUGGAGGGGAAUGGCAUCGAUUAGGAUAGGAUAGGGAGAGGGUGAACAGUUAGAUAAUGACAGUUUACGAUAAUACCCCUACGUGAAUUAUUAUCGCUGGACAAAUAUAGCCCUCCACAUUUCUUCUCCAAUAAAAUCGGGUGGGAGUAGAACUAGAUCUCAACCCUACGAUUAAAUACGAUCAAUGGCACGGAUUAAUUUCUACUCCAAGUAGAAAGCACCGGAGCGAGUCUCGAGUUUGAAUUGAGGGGGUACCGGUGGACAUAUUGUGAACAUAGAUGAAUUGUAGCUAAAAAAUUUUUCUUAACUGGUUCCUGGGCACCCUCCCCCCUCCUACCUAGCUUUGCCCCUGCCUAUUACAUGUGGUCAAUGAUGUCAUUGUAACAAGAUAGCUUUCGUGGUUGGAUCCAAUGACAACAUCAAGCUGAGAGGCUUUUACUUCCUGAAUGCAUUGCCUCGGAGAACCUAUUCCAUGAGAUGUAGGAAGAAAACAUGUUGAGUUUGAGAUGAAUAUGUGAAUGUAGUCGAUGAGCAGGACUUGUAGUUUUCAUAAAUGUUAGAAUAGAAUUAUAUUCGGACUCAUAUCAUAAGCACUCCGAUAAAUAAAGAGGCAACACCUAACGUAAGUGCAUAGGGACUAUAGCAUAGGCGAAGGAAUGACUUCCUGGCAGCCUAACUGGUGAAAUGUCCUAGUUGGGGAUGAGCAUUGUAAUCAAUGCUGUAAAAUCAAA